Microthlaspi erraticum is the source of this 312-nucleotide messenger RNA. The record is from the annotation of a GenBank genome assembly. Lineage: Eukaryota; Viridiplantae; Streptophyta; Magnoliopsida; Brassicales; Brassicaceae.
AUGUACUGGGUGCUUCACAUGCUAUUUCAACGACACAACAGGUUUAUCUAUGUUGCCUACAAGGUUCAAGGCAGUGUCAAAGGAAGCUUGAUGACUUGGGUUACUGUUAUAGCUUGGCAAGUUGUUUUUGCAGAGUAUGAGGUUGUCCGGAACAAUAGUGUGAUGAAAUUCAUCGACAAGGAUUUCAUCAACUUUGGGACUCUGUUCUCCCUUUGGAUUGUGAAGUCUUGUUUGGUUAUGUAUGUAGGAGCAUGUUUUCACAUGAGCACAUACCACCAAAGAUUUUUGAUUGUCUCUUCUAUGGCUAUGUGA